Molecule: messenger RNA, 2407 nt
Organism: Haliotis rubra (blacklip abalone)
Lineage: Eukaryota; Metazoa; Mollusca; Gastropoda; Lepetellida; Haliotidae
Product: pre-mRNA-splicing factor SLU7-like
Exons: 15
Coding region: 178-1881 (567 amino acids)
Biological process (GO): mRNA splicing, via spliceosome
Cellular component (GO): spliceosomal complex
Molecular function (GO): pre-mRNA 3'-splice site binding
Source: RefSeq, a predicted model, not a curated record
UUGUUCAUUGAUAGAAGCACUAUCUGAUGUUUACUUCCGGUUUUUGUAAUCAGUCGCACGAAAAACGAUGUGAAGACGAUUUUACUCAUAUUCUGUAAGCCUAUUGUUGACACAAGAUAAACAAGGAUUCAGUUGGACCAGAUAUCCUCGAAGAGUACUUACCACAUUAGUGUGACCAUGUCGUUCCAAGUUAAUGCCCCACCAUCGGUGGUAACGAAACUGGUCAAGUCCGAGAUGUCGGUAGAGGGGGAGCCAAAGAAACAAUCACGAGAGGAUUGGAAGAAGAUGAAGGAACUGGAGGAGAUGAGGAAGGCUGGAACAGCUCCUGCCAUGCAGGAUGAAGAGGGAAAAGACAUCAACCCGCACAUUCCACAGUACAUCAUGCAGGCUCCCUGGUACUUUGGUGCCAAUGCUCCCACUCUCAGACAUCAACGACAACAGGGAGAGGUGACAAAUGAGUCCUCUAUGAAGGAGGAAUGGCAAAAGAGAGGAUUGAAAGAGGGUUCUGUUGCAACAAAGUUUAGAAAAGGUGCCUGCGAGAACUGCGGGGCCAUGACACACAAGAAGAAGGACUGUCUGGAGAGACCACGCAAAGUUGGUGCCAAGUUUACAGGAGAGAAAAUCGCUCCUGAUGAGUACAUACAGGUCUGUCUGUCUCAUGACUACGAUGGCAAACGUGAUCGCUGGAAUGGAACUGACCUUAUGGAACAUCAGCACAAACUGAUCACAGAGUUUGACAAAAUUGAGGAGGCCAAACGUGUCCUGAAAGAGCAGAAGCUGGAUGAGUCCAUUAUGCAUGACAAAGAAGACGGAGGUGACAAUGAAGACAAGUAUGCAGAGGAAAUGGACAUGCCAGGUCAGAAGUUUGAAACCAAGCAGAGAAUCACAGUCCGCAACUUACGUAUCAGAGAGGACACUGCCAAGUAUUUGUACAACUUGGACCCCAAUUCAGCGUAUUAUGAUCCAAAGACCCGAUCCAUGAGAGAGAACCCAUAUAGGAUGAAUGCUGGGAGUGAUGGACAAGAUGCUCUAUAUGGAGGGGACAACUUUGUGAGGGGGACGGGAGAUGCGCACGAUAUGGCAAAACAGCAGAUGUUUGCGUGGGAGGCGUUUGAGCGCGGGACGGAUGUCCAUCUGCAGGCCGAUCCCACAAAGCUGGAGCUGCUGCACAAGGAAUACUCUACUCGCAAGGAGGACUACAAGCAGUCAGCCAAGGACAGCAUCAUCGACAAGUACGGGGGACAGGAGCAUCUGGAGGCACCACCUAAACAACUCCUGCUGGCCCAGACGGAGGACUAUGUGGAAUACUCUCGACACGGAACAGUUAUCAAGGGCAUGGAGCGGGCCAAGGUCAAGUCGAGAUACGAGGAAGAUAUCUACAUAAAUAAUCACACAAGUGUGUGGGGGUCGUACUGGCGAGACGGCCAAUGGGGCUUCCGGUGCUGUCACGCUGUCAUCAAGGAGUCUUAUUGUACAGGGGAGGCAGGCAAAGAGUUAGAUCAGAUGGGUGGUUUGAUAGCGAUAGAGAAUGGGCAAAUGGAGGAACCACCAAAGUCACUUGUUGAGGAACACCAAGAGAAAAUGUCUGAAAAGAAAAAGAAGAAGAAGAAGAAAGAAAAAAAGAAGAAAAAGAAGAAGCACAAAAAGCACCACAGUUCAAGUGGCAGCAGCUCUGACUCAGAGGAUGAGGAAGACAAGUUGAAGAAGGCAUUACAACGUGAGAUGGAGCACCAGCGCAGUGCGGAUCGGCUGCUGGCCAUGGAUGAGCGGAAGCGGCCCUACAACAGCAUGUAUGAUGCAAAGGCUCCCACAGAGGAUGAGCUGGAGGCGUGGAAGAUGAAGAGGCAGCGAGAGGAGGACCCCAUGGCAGCAUUCUUGUGAUUGCUAAUGCACUUGUUGUAGCUUAAAGGAAUCUGUUGUAGAAGGACUUAGCAGGUGUCAGUAUUUCUGAUCUGAUCAGCUUCAUGGGGACCUUGUCAUGAAUGUAAAGGAAUCCCUGACAAUGGGGUGUGUGAACAGUGUUGGAGCUGUUGCAGGAGGACUUGGCAGGUGUCAGUAUUUCUGAUCUGAUCAGCUUCAUGGGGACCUUGUCAUGAAUGUAAAGGAAUCCCUGACAAUGGGGUGUGUGAACAGUGUUGGAGCUGUUGCAGGAGAUGUCAUGCAGAUGUUGGAUAAGGGGUAGAUGGGAAUCGGUUUUAUUUUGAUAAAUUCUUACUUUGGUGAUGCUAAUGCACAAUUAUUAGUGACUAAACCAUGUUUAUGUCAUCCAUUAAUUUACUUUGUUAGGAUGUAUUUCAGAUUGUUGGUACUGAAUUUUGAAAACUGCAUACACUGUGUGUAAACUUCAGAUGGCUUCAUGAUUUGUCAGUGGUGUUACCAACAUUACUUAAUAAAGCAUCUGACAUUU